Molecule: messenger RNA, 885 nt
Organism: Thelazia callipaeda (thelaziosis nematode)
Lineage: Eukaryota; Metazoa; Nematoda; Chromadorea; Rhabditida; Thelaziidae
Source: the annotation of a GenBank genome assembly
AUGGUGUCAACUUCAGAAAUUCCGGUUUCGAAGUUACUUCGUCAAGGAAUUGGCAUAAGUGAUGUGCAAGAAGGACGAAAAAGCAAAGAUGAAUACAGAAAGCAAAAAGAUUUGGAAGAAGAGCAGAAGUUGGGUAUAGCUCCAGCAACUGUUGAUGUUGUCACAGGACGUGAUAUUAAUCCGCAUAUUCCAGAAUUUAUUGCAAAACAUCCAUGGUAUGUUCCAGCAGAUGGACCUACUUUACAGCAUCAAAGGCCUCAUGAAGAGAGACAAAUCAAGUGGUCAUCGAUUGAAGACUGGUAUAAAAGAGGUACUACGAAUGAAGUAGUCACCAAAUUUCGAAAGGGCGCAUGUGAGAAUUGUGGUGCAUUAACUCACAAAAAAAAAGAUUGCUUAGAAAGACCACGUAAAGUAGGUGCAAGAUGGACCAAGCAGGAUAUUGCUUCUGACGAGUAUGUCCAGCCAAAUUUGAUACUUGGUUGGGAUGCGAAGCGAGAUCGAUGGAAUGGUUAUGACCCUCAGACGUAUAAAAAAGUUAUUGAAGAACAUGAAAGAUUAGAGUACACUAGAAAGCUGAUAAGGGAAGAGAAGAUGAGAGAAGGAUUAUCAAAAGAAGAAACGGAAGCUGCAAAUACCCACAAUGCAACAGAAGAAACAGCAGAUGAAGAUAUGUAUGCUGAUGAUGCUGACAUGGCUGGUGUGACUGUAGAUAUGGACUCAAGGACACGAAUCACAGUACGAAAUCUUCGUAUUAGAGAAGACACCGCAAAAUAUCUUUAUAAUUUGGAUCCAAAUGGACCAUACUAUGAUCCCAAAUCGCGUUCCAUGAGAGAAAAUCCAUUUGCGGUGAGUAAAAUGCAAAUAAACAUUAAUGACUUUGUAUAA